AUGGGAAUUAAGCAGCUCUCAAAGCUGAUAAAGGAAAAGUGUAAAAAAGCUAUCGUUUCUAGAAAAAUGGGUUACUAUUCUUCUACCAAAAUUGCAAUAGAUGCAUCUCUGUGUCUCUACCAAUUUCUCAUUGCAGUAAGAACAGAUGGUGCAAACCUGGGAUACGAAGAUGCAACAACUUCUCAUUUAGUUGGGAUGUUCUACAGAACAAUACGUAUAAUCGAGAGUGGGAUUAUACCUGUGUACGUUUUUGAUGGUAAGGCACCACCCAUUAAAGCUAUUGAGUUGCAGAAAAGAAAUGAGAGAAGGCUGAAAGCUGAAAAGAUGUUAGAGCAAGCCAAGUUAGAAGAAGACAAGAAGGAAAUGGAUAAGCACGAGAAAAGAAAGGUAAAGGUUGAAGAAUCACAUGUGGAUGAUUGCAAAAGGCUUUUUAGGUUGAUGGGAGUACCUUUUGUAACAGCUGAAAGUGAGUCAGAAGCAUAUUGCUCAUUGCUUUGUAAAAGAGGGGUAGUGAAAGCUGUAGCGACAGAAGACAUGGAUGCGCUGUGUUUUGGUGCACCCAUUCUUCUGAGAAAUAUGAAUGCUUCGCAGUCCAAGAAUCUUGACAUUGAUGAGUAUAACCUUGGUACGAUUCUUAAAGAGUUAGAACUGACCAUGGGCUCUUUUAUAGAUUUAUGUAUUCUUAUGGGUUGUGACUAUUGCGAUACAAUAAAAGGUGUAGGGCAUAAAAGGGCAUAUGAUCUCAUAAAGAAGUAUGGGUGUAUUGAGAGCAUAAUUGAAAGUGAAACCCCUGAAGUUCCAGACAAUUUUGAUUAUAAAGCAGCAAGGCUUAUUUUUAAUGAACUGUCAAGUGUUGGAGAAGCAGAAAACUUUGAAAUCAUGUAUGAUCAACUUGACAAAGAAGGCCUUGUACAAUUCUUAGUUAAAGAAAAGGGAUUCGAUGAGGUGAGGGUAACAAAUGGUAUUGAAAAGAUAAUAAAAUCCAGUAAAAGGGGCAAUCAAACUAAGCUGGAUGCAUUUUUUAAGAAAACAUGA
Molecule: messenger RNA, 1035 nt
Organism: Vittaforma corneae ATCC 50505
Lineage: Eukaryota; Fungi; Microsporidia; Nosematidae
Exons: 1
Coding region: 1-1035 (344 amino acids)
Molecular function (GO): 5'-3' exonuclease activity; DNA binding; 5'-flap endonuclease activity
Source: RefSeq, a predicted model, not a curated record